This is a messenger RNA of Sporothrix brasiliensis 5110, 1470 nucleotides long. Its product is annotated as PH domain containing protein. The transcript is spliced from 2 exons. NCBI's taxonomy places the organism in Eukaryota, Fungi, Ascomycota, Sordariomycetes, Ophiostomatales, Ophiostomataceae. The record is from RefSeq and is a predicted model, not a curated record. Bases 1 to 1470 code for a protein of 489 amino acids.
AUGGUCGAGAUGCAAACACAUGCGCCCGUGGCGCCACAAGCCAGCGCAAAACCCUCACUCCCACCGUUGUCAGAACCAGCACAGGCCAUUCCAUCCUCCUCGCAGGCCAUACCUAUUCCUCAAGCGCCCGCGCAACGAUCACAACCGCUUACCCUCGAUACAUACGUCUCGCCCGUCAACCAAAACGGCUCCUUUGAGUUCGACCGUGUUAUCAAGACUGGCUACGUUCAGCGCCGCACACAAAAGACCAAGACAUGGAGGAGCAUCUUUCUUGUUCUCCGGCCGAAUAUCCUAUCCAUUUACAAAACCGAUAAGGAGGAUAAACUCCGACACAAGAUCUUUUUGUCCGAACUGACAGCCGUUUCCUUCCUCCGUGACCCAAAACACAAACGUGACCACCUGUUCGGCCUCUACUCGCCCUCCCGGAACUACUACUUCCAAGCCAGCUCUGCCAAAGACGCCCAAGAAUGGGUCGAGGCAAUUCGCAGCGAAGCACGCAUUGAAGAGGAGGAGGAGGAGAUGUUUCUGGCCAGCCCUCUUGUACGACGCCAGUCCUAUGGCUUUACCAACCUCUUCCAUGCCACCGGUAAUGAGCUGAGUCCGUACAACCCGACGCACAUGAACAACCACCCGGACGCCGUCGCUGAACACGAGCGUCGUAUGGUGUCCAGCUCCCCCGAGCCACAAAUGCCUCCACCACGGCGCCUCUCAGCCCAGCAAAUACAGCAGCAGCAGCCGCGGCCACAGCAGCACCCGUACAACCAGCCCGAGUCCCUGGCCUGGUCCGGUAACGAGAUGGGCCUUUCCGACUAUUCGGAUGGUGACGCACAAAACAAGCUGCCGGGCAUGUCGUCCGAGAGUCUCACAGCACAGUCGCCGCCGUCCUCCAUGCAACCCGUGCACCCCGUCAACGAACCCCGGCGGUCGCAGACCGAGAUCCGCAAUGCUAGCCAGUCAAGCGGCCUGGGCACGUUGGAGACUGACCCUGACCGUGUCAUCUGGCAAGGCUGGCUGUGGCUGCUGCGCAGCAAAGGUGGCGUGCGUCAAUGGAAGGACUCGUGGGCCGUGCUGCGGCCUCGGAAUCUUAUUCUGUACAAGGACGAGACGGAGUAUGCUGCCCAGCUGAUCCUCCCGCUGUCGUCGAUUGUGAAUGUGGUUGAGCGCGACCCCCUCAGCCGGACCAAGAAGCACUGCCUGGAAAUCAUCACGGAGGAAAAGAACUACCGGUUUUCGGCGCACGAUGAGGACACUUUGGUGCGUUGUCUUGGUGCCUUCAAGAGCCUGCUAACCAAGCGGCGUGGACUGGAGAUCCGUGCUGCAGCGGCGGCGGCGGCAGCUGUCUCUCCCUCGGGCCCGGUCGUCCUCCCUGCAGGCACCUUAUCUUCCUCUCCCAGCGGUGCCGGGCCCUUUACUCCGACAUCGCAUAUUCCGUCACUCACGACACCGGCGCCUGUGCCUAUUUCAACAUGA